Messenger RNA from Drosophila melanogaster (fruit fly), 2980 nucleotides. It is a transcript of the gene RN-tre, whose product is annotated as related to the N terminus of tre oncogene. The coding region runs from base 872 to 2245 and encodes 457 amino acids. The record is from RefSeq and is marked reviewed. The transcript is spliced from 4 exons. Lineage: Eukaryota; Metazoa; Arthropoda; Insecta; Diptera; Drosophilidae.
CUGGCAACUCUGGCCCUCACACACACUCAGUCGCCCCCCAAAUGUAUCGGAAACAUGCAGCCGAGAUAAAAUAGUGAAAAACUAGUUACCAAACAUAACCGAUCAGUGCGGAUAAUAAGAAUUGGCAAUUCAAAAUUAAAUGGUAAACGAACGUCGGCGCGAUUAAUUAAACUCAACCAUAGGAACGCGGAGAGAGUGGCCAGUGAAAGCCAGAACACUCUCUUUCGUCGGAGCGUCUGUGUGUGUGUGUGUUACGUGUGUGCGUAUGUGUCUGUGUUGACAAAAUACAACAAAUCGCAGCGAAAACAGGAAGUGUACGAACGAUAAAGCAUAAGAUUGCACAUUUCGCAUUAAAAUAGGCGACAAAAACCCGGGGGCGCAUGCAGAUCCACACAUUUCUGGCCCACUCACACUCACACAACGCAGAUCAGGGGGCGUUUUUCUAGAUCAGUGACCAAGUCUUAUAUGGCUUUAUGUUUUGAUGCUGCACUAAAUAUGGGUGAAACAUCACGUCAUUUAUGCCACGCUCCUUCUCCAAAAACAAAGAUCAUGUUGAUUUCACUGCAUUUGAAUAUAUAUAUAUAUAUAUACAAUAGUUAAUGUUCGUGUGCGUCAUUCGCUCAUCAGCUAUAUAGUAUACGAGUGUUGUUAUUGUGGAUCGCUUUCGCAUGUUAAUGCUUUUGUGUGUUAUUUUUUCCAUUCCAUUUUUUUUUUAUCAAAGUUUCGCGCUAUCGCCCAGUCAGCUCAGAAGCAGCCGCUCCCCAACUGAGAGCACAGAGAAACCAGCUCUGGCCACUUGCUCCUCCGGAUCCGGCUCCUGCUCCUGUCCCCGAUCCCCUCCCCCACCCGCCAAAUCCUGAUCCUGCUCCAAAUGACUGACGGCGAACAGCAGGAGGCGCUGGUCAAGCGGGCCGAGGACGAGCGCGAGGACAUCUUCCGGCGCUACGAACUCGGGCUGGAUCCCAGCAAUGUGGUGGACUCCUGGGAGAAUCCCACCUUCGAGAUCUACCACAGGACAGACAAAUAUGGCUUCUUGCACGACUCGCGGCUGCCGUCGACGCGUGAUGCCCAGGAGGUGCAUCGCAACAAGAUUGAAAUGGAGCGGGACAAAAAGUGGAUGAAGAUGCUAAAUCAGUGGCCGCCGCCCCAGGAUAAGCUGCACAAGCGCGUCUACAAGGGCAUACCGGAUCGCGUGCGUAUGGUGGCCUGGAAUAAGCUGCUCGACAUCCAGCAAUCGAUAAACAACAAUGCUGGCGUCUACCUCCGAAUGCUGCAGCUGGCCAGGAAGUACUCCACGGAGACGCGACAAAUCGAUGCCGAUGUGAAUCGUCAGUUUCGCGACAAUCUUGCCUUUCGCGAGCGCUACAGCGUAAAGCAGUGCUCGCUAUUCAAUGUGCUCAACGCCUAUAGCAUCUACAACUCGGAGCUGGGCUACUGCCAGGGCAUGGCCUGUGUGGCUGGCGUGCUGUUGCUUUAUUUGCACGAGGAGGAGGCUUUUUGGGCAUUAAAUACCCUGAUAACAGACCAAAAAUACGGCAUGCACGGGCUGUUUAUCGAGGGAUUCCCGAAGCUGACGCGAUUCAUCGAUCACCACGACCGCAUCAUGUCGAAAAUAAUGCGAAAACUACACAAGCACUUUACCAAACACAACGUUGACGCCCUGCUGUACGCUAUUAAGUGGUUCUUUGUCGUCUUCGUGGAACGCGUUCCUUUUAGUUUGAGUCUGCGCGUGUGGGAUAUAUUCAUGUUAGACGGCGAUCGCGUCAUACUGUCCAUGGCCAUCACCAUUCUGUACCUUCACAAAGACGAACUAUUGCGCCUGAAGGACAUGGACGCCAUCAUUGAGUACUUGCAAGUACGGCUGCACAAGAACUUUGGCUACAGCGACGAUGAUGCCAUUCAGGCUCUGGAACGCGUGAUGAAGAAGCUGAAGGACCUCAAGUUGGAUGUGCCGCCGCCAGCCAAGUCAAACGAGUUCCCCACCCGCAAACUAGGUGACUUCGUGGAGGCGGAUAUGGAGAAGAAGAUCGGGCGCAGACGCAAUGAUUAUACAGACGCGGAGAAGCAAGUCAUAACAGAUGUGAUAUCAAGACAAGAACAAAACGCGAUCGACGUUCAGUCCACAGUGUCCUACGAGACUUCGGAGUGCGCAACGGGUGAGUCAUGCGUCACACACAAGUCCUUACACUGUUUAUCUACUAAUCCUAAUGCUUGCUUUAAACAAUCCACUUACCCCACUUGCUGACUGUAACUAUAAUCUGCAAUAAUAAUUGAAAAUUUAUUUCUUAUUUUGUAUUGUGUGGUGCAAGUUUAUCACAAAUUGUAUGUAUAUAUAUCAUGUAUGUAUGUAUAUGUAAACCGAAACACGAGCAGUUCCUCAAAUCGAACUUGAAUUGGUGUUGCCCUAGACUUAAUCCUAUGUACAAAGUCCUGUUUAGUUCUAGACUAUGAUAUAUGGCAUAUGUAUUAUGUUUGAUUUGAGUAGCGAUGUAUAGUUUUCCUUUUGAGUAUACGUUAAGAUCGUAGCCACUUUCAGCGAGUCAUCGUUGGCAGUCCAACCCAAAUGCGUCACCAUCUCGCUGGCCGAAGCAUUAAACUAAUUGAAUAAUAUGCUAAUAUUGACCUUUUGCACGUUGGAGGGAACUAAGAAGGGAAUUCCUAUUCCUAUUUGUGUAAUUUGAUGGAUGGCUCGAAACAGUGGGACGAGUUUAAGUGGUUCUGGAUGGAGUACCAAGUUUUAGACGUAGCGGAUCUAAUGGGCACUAAUUCUAACUGUAUAUGUAAAUUAUUAGCAUUUAAGGGCCAAAUAACCAAGGCAGCCACAAAAACCAGUUCAUGCUUAUUAAAUACGCCCCUCGACGUUCAUGUUAUCGGAUGAUCCAUUUUGUAACCAUUGUCUAACAUUGUCCGCUGCGUGUACAUAUAUAUCCGUUUCGAUCACAAGCCACCGCUUCUGCGUCUUGCCGGCAAUCGGAGCUGC